This is a messenger RNA of Cornus florida, 769 nucleotides long. RefSeq lists its product as uncharacterized. The transcript has 3 exons. Gene Ontology annotation, cellular component: mitochondrial large ribosomal subunit; ribosome. The record is from RefSeq and is a predicted model, not a curated record. NCBI's taxonomy places the organism in Eukaryota, Viridiplantae, Streptophyta, Magnoliopsida, Cornales, Cornaceae. Gene Ontology annotation, molecular function: structural constituent of ribosome. Gene Ontology annotation, biological process: translation. Bases 75 to 515 code for a protein of 146 amino acids.
GUGAACUGAUAACUCUCAGACUCUCUCUCUCUCUAGGGUUCUGCACUUUACUGAAACAUCAUCAGCUCCCUAAAAUGUCGUCUAAGACACUAAUGCGCACCGGAGUGUCUCUGAUGAAUCGAUUACUGAAUCCAAUGAUUCUUCAACAGAGCUCCAGUUCGAGCCAUCUCAUUGCAUCGCACGCACCCGAAAUUACCCCAAAGCUUUUCCCUCCAUGCCUAUCCAACUUUCGUACCCCUCUCAAUUUGCCCCAAGACGACGCUGAAACCCUCAAAAGAUUAAAUUCUGUUGGAUUCUUGUACCCCUGCGGACUUCCUUCUCUCCGUUUUUUCUUACCAGAUGGAGAUGAUGAUUCAUCAAGUGGACCCAUGCUUCUACUUCCCAAACGGACAUACCAACCUAGCACCAUCAGGAGGAAGAGGAAACAUGGAUUUUUUGCUCGCAAAGCAACCAAGGGAGGCCGGAGAGUCAUUGCUCGAAGAAUCGCAAAGGGCAGGUAUAGAAUCACAGCAUAGUAACAUUUGCCUUCAGCGAAAUUUCGAUCAAAUCAAAUCAAAAGUCUAGACGCUUGCCCUUUUGAAACAAAUGGGUACUUUCUGGUGGCGUCAACUGCCUUGUAUUCCUUGAAGGAUAUUGACAAUUUGUUUCUUUAGGUUUGUAGAUUUGCUCAUUUUAAGCUUAUUGUCCUUGUUGCGUGUAAUGUUUGGUAGUAUUCUAAUGUUUGUAUUUCAGAUUGAUCUAUAAAAUGCAGUUCUGUUUUCCGAAUCUA